AUGGACACUCCGUUAGGUUACAUACCGAAGUCGCCCAUCAGUCUCGCAAUAUCCGCCAUUCUGGCCCUAGUCCCCCAUCCAAAGGACCUAAAGCCAUCCUCACCGGAGUCAGUGCGACUUCGACGGUCGUAUGCCCAGUGGUUUUCUCGAGCAUCCUUAGAGAGCGUUGAGACGGAAUCCGAAAUUGCGGAGUCUGGUGCCAACCCUUCCCAAGCCCUUCUCAACGAACAUCCUAUCCCUAAACGACCAUCACUUCACCCGCAUGUCCCCGUUGAAUUAGAGGCCAUUCUCGCACUUCUAAUUCUCAGCGUUUACGAAUAUGCCCAGCGAGGAAAUCUUGUCAAAAUGCGACACCGUGCUGGUCAGGCUUUUGUUACAGCAAUGAACAUGUCGCUGCAUGCAUUACCACCAGAAGAUAGCAUUUAUGCUGAAGCGAGACGACGCGCCUGGUGGAUGACCUGCUGGCCGCUGCUGAUGAGAGCCCAGCAUGCCCUUAUCGCUGGGACUCAAUUUAUCAUUGAUCUUAACCAAACCUUAAAAUCCCGAGGUGACAUGUCAUAUAUUUACGAACGGAUGAAGAAGAUUGACGCUUGGAUUCGCCCCGUUUUGGCCCAAGCCAACACUGCCCCACCUGUGUCUCCUGUGAGCGGAAUAACUGAUUCUGAAGCAAUAACUGCGCAAAGCAUCCGAAAAAUAUGUCUUAUAAAGCUCUCGAGCGACUGA
Molecule: messenger RNA, 723 nt
Organism: Histoplasma mississippiense
Lineage: Eukaryota; Fungi; Ascomycota; Eurotiomycetes; Onygenales; Ajellomycetaceae
Exons: 3
Coding region: 1-723 (240 amino acids)
Source: RefSeq, a predicted model, not a curated record